Cetraspora pellucida is the source of this 727-nucleotide messenger RNA. Lineage: Eukaryota; Fungi; Glomeromycota; Glomeromycetes; Diversisporales; Gigasporaceae. The record is from the annotation of a GenBank genome assembly.
AUGAGUUCUAAUCCAUAUGCUAAAUUUAAAUAUCCAAAAUGUAUCUAUUGUAAGAAUCCAAAAACCGGUGGAUAUGGGACUGUAUAUAAAGCUAAAUGGAAGAGUGGUCCUAUUGAAUAUUAUGAAGAUGAUGAUCAAGAAUGGUACAGGUCAGGAGAGAUCGAUAUUGUUCUUAAAAGUAUAAAAAAUUCAAAGGAUAUAACUGAUGAAUUUUUUGAAGAGAUUAAACUUCAAAUGACCUCAUUUGUAGAAUUUGGUUAUAUUAUCAGAUGUUAUGGAAUAACUAAAUGCCCAAGGUCUGAUAAUUACAUGAUGAUUAUGGAUUAUAAAAAAGAUGGUAGCCUUCGAAACUAUUUAGAUAAAAACUUUAAACUUAUAAAGUGGAAACAAAAACUAGAUCUUUUAUACACAGCUGUUAAAGAACUUGUACUUCAAAUUGUCAGCGAAGGACUUCGUCCAGGUAUUAAUGAAGACAUAACACCACUAGCCAUUAUUGACUUGAUCAAACGUUGCUGGAGUGAAAAUCCCGAAAAUCGACCAGUUGCUUUUGAAUUGGUCAAUAUACUUUGUAGAUUUAGACAAAAAGAAAGUGAAAUAUGGACUGAAAUUGAUGCUAUUGAAAAAAAUAUAGAUUUUAGCAUACUUCCAACGGAAGCUUCUCUAAUUUACAAAACAUCUAAACAAGCAAUCUAUACUAGUAGACUUAUUACCCUUCCACCAGUACCAG